AUGGCGCAGAAACCCCAAUCAAGCACUUAUACCCAAGGCCACUCCAAUUUCACCACGGCCACCCAACAGACUCGCACAGCUGAGUCAGAUGCCGAUUUCCUGCUACCAUACAUCAAGAAGACAGACCGUAUCCUCGAUGUCGGCUGCGGCCCAGGCACCAUCACCACGAGCAUAGCCAAGCACGCAAGCGAAGGCUCGACUCUCGGCAUCGAUCUUUCCCCCAGCGUCAUACAGAAGGCGAAGGACUUGGCAGCUGUGGCCAACGUCCCGACUCAAGGCCCCGGCUCCGUCAUCUUCGAGGAAGGCAACGUGCUAGAACGCCUCGCCUAUCCCGACGAGAGCUUCGAUGUCGUCUUCGCCUCACAGGUGUUCGGGUAUCUAGUGCCGACCCCUGAUGUGCCUCUCCGCGCAGUGGCCGAGAUCCGCCGCGUUCUGAAGCCCGGCGGCGUCCUGGCCACGCGCGACGGCACGGCGCAACACUUCUACCCUCGUAGCCUCGACCUCGAUCGCCACUGGGUGUACAACUUCACUCGUUCCAUCUACAAGGGCGAACCGCCCAAAGACACCACAGGCACGAUGAUGCCUGCGCUCUUCCGCAAGGCUGGUUUCGAUGCUGAUGGUGGGAAGGUCCAGAUCGGGGUGAGCACCAAAGUGUUUUCUGGCCCGGAGGCAAGGAAGUUCUUGGCCUGGCGAGCGGAAGGACAGUUGAAGGAGGGAGAUCCCUUUCGUCAGAGCUGGUUGGAUUCGGGAAUCAGCGAGGAGGAGAUUGGCCAGGCUUUGAAAGCCAUUAGGGAGUGGAGCGAGACCGAGGAUGCGUGGCAUCUUGCGGUGCAGUGCGAGAUACUCGCUUGGAAGUAA
Molecule: messenger RNA, 858 nt
Organism: Anthostomella pinea
Lineage: Eukaryota; Fungi; Ascomycota; Sordariomycetes; Xylariales; Xylariaceae
Source: the annotation of a GenBank genome assembly